AUGCCCUCCUAUGACUCCGACAUCGAUCUCGACGGCGAUGACGGUUACAAGCCUCCCAACCACAACGCCCACCGUCGCCACUCCUCAACGGGUGGCAUCUCGCGCUUCUCCCGGCCCCUUAUCGAUUCAGUUCGCAACGGCUGGCAGACCACCGCAUCCUAUCACCCCCUCUCCGUCUCUCCUGACAACGUCAAAACCCCUCGAUGGCUCGAGAUCGCUCUGUCCAUAAUCUCCGCGCCGCGCUUCCGCCGCUAUGUCCUUGUCUAUUUCGGCCUCUUUCUCCUCGGCUGGGCUGGCUGGGGUUUGAUUCUAUACCCACGUCUACAGGAGCGCAGUCAGUUGCUGCACUCACUUGAUCCGACUUCGAAAACGGAAACUGGUGGUUGGUUCGGGAGCAAUUCGCUGCCCCGAUUUGACGACCUUAUCCAGCUCCGUACCCUGGAUCCAGCACUGCUUCCCGUGGCUCCGCUGGAGGGCGAAGGUGCUGGGAGCGAGAAGCGAUUGGUGAUCGUCGGAGAUGUGCAUGGUUGUAAAGAAGAGUUGCUUGAAUUGCUGGCGAAAAUCGAUUUCUCGACCACGGGCGGUGACCACCUGGUCUUUGCGGGCGACAUGAUCAACAAGGGUCCCGACAGCAGCGGCGUGAUUGACAUUGCGCGCGAAAUGGGCGCUUCGUGUGUGCGCGGCAACCACGAGGACCGCGUCUUGCUUCUACGGCAUCAGAUGGUUGAGGCGAAUUCACUUACUGGAGAGGACGUGCAUGAUGUCAAGAUGCACGAUAUCUCGGAGAAAGAGGCGCUGGAGCGCGCACUGGCCCGCUCGCUCAAUGACGAUCAGGCUGACUGGCUGAAUAGUUGUCCGGUGAUCCUCAACGUCGGUCCGAUUCCGAGCAUGGGCCAGGUCGUUGUUGUGCAUGCGGGUCUAGUACCUGGCGUGGAUCUUGAGAAGCAGGAUCCGUCAACGGCAAUGACCAUGCGGACCAUCCAUUUGGAUACCCAUGUGCCCAGCUCGUCAAGCAAGGGUCUGAAUUGGGCCAAGCACCAGUCCCUCCUCUACUCGAGUCUCAAGUCCUCCCACGCAGACCCGCGUUCCCAAACCAUGACAGUUAUCUACGGUCACGACGCCAAAACAGGCCUCAAGAUCCGCACCCAUACAAAGGGCCUCGACUCCGGCUGCGUCAAGGGCGGCAAGCUGACUGCACUCGUCAUCGAAGGCGGCGGUAAGCAGAGCCUAGUGCAAGUGCGUUGCCGUGACUAUUCUUAA
This is a messenger RNA of Penicillium macrosclerotiorum, 1260 nucleotides long. RefSeq names its product putative serine/threonine-protein phosphatase. The record is from RefSeq and is a predicted model, not a curated record. NCBI's taxonomy places the organism in Eukaryota, Fungi, Ascomycota, Eurotiomycetes, Eurotiales, Aspergillaceae. The transcript has 3 exons. Bases 1 to 1260 code for a protein of 419 amino acids. Gene Ontology annotation, molecular function: phosphatase activity; endopolyphosphatase activity. Gene Ontology annotation, cellular component: cytoplasm. Gene Ontology annotation, biological process: polyphosphate catabolic process.